AUGACUAAAAUAACAGACGAUGAUAACAAUACAGUCACUGCUUUAGAUUAUCUUCAACGACAAGAACAACUUGAAAAAGAUGCACAAAGUAUUCUACCUGGUAAAUUCGAAAAAUGUACAUUUCCUUUUGGAUAUAUUCGACAGCCGAUUUAUGCUUGCAAGACAUGUAGCAUCGAUGAGCCCGCUGGCAUAUGUUAUAGUUGUUCAAUUGCUUGCCAUGCUGAACAUGACUUGCUUGAAUUAUUUCCAAAACGUCAUUUUAGGUGCGAUUGUGGGUUAUCCGGUAAAUUAAAUGAUUAUCCUUGUAGACUUACAUUACCUGCAAAAAGGAUUAUUAAGAAAAAUGAGGAAAAUAAGUACAAUCAUAACUUUGAAGGCAGAUAUUGCAGAUGCGAUACUUUUUAUAAUCCUGAAAAAGAAGAAGGAACGAUGUAUCAAUGCAUUGCCUGUGAAGAUUGGUUUCAUGAUACUUGUAUCGGAAAAAUUCCUGAAACAAUAGAAGAUUUUGAGUGCUAUGUGUGUAGGAGCUGCACGAAAAAAUACCCAUUCUUAAUGAAUGGUAAAAGUUCAAAAUUUAGUUUUGGUUUAUCAAAAAGUGAUCAAUGUAUAGAUACAUGGAUAUUAUCUGAAUUACUAAUAAAGAAAGACAAUAAAGAGACUGAACAAGAAACAAGAAGAGAUGACGAUGUUUCUUCUAUGAUAGCCGAAGAAAAUAAUUAUCAGAUUUCGAAUAAUAAUGAAACGUAUAUAAUUUCAGAUGAGCUAGAAAAUAAUACUACUAAUUCAUCAGAAAACCCCAAUAUAUCAACUGGUGAAAAACGAAAAUAUCAAGAGGAAAAAGAUAAUAUAAUUCCUAAUACAUUUAAAAAAUUGAAAAGUGACUACGAUUGCAAAAAUGUUGAUAUUACUUUGCUACCUGAACAUGAUAAUAUUGAAAUUUUCUUACAAGAAAAUUGGCGUGAAGCUUUAUGUAAAUGUACCGAGUGUGCAGAGGCGUACAAGGCAAACCAUGUUGAAUAUCUACUUGCGGAAGAGAAAACAUAUGAACCCGAAGAAGAUGAAGAUGCAGGAAAAUCGUUAUUUGAAAUAGGAAUGGAGCAGCUUCAAUGUGUUGAUCGAAUCAAAGCGAUAGAAAGUUUAAUGGCUUAUAAAUCACUUGCAACAGACAUUAAAUCUUUUUUAGAGACUUUCAAAGAUACAGGAAAGAUUGUUACGAAAGAAGAUAUUGAAGCAUUCUUUGCCGCUAAGCGUGAAGAAAAAAAUCAACAAAAUGAAUAA
This is a messenger RNA of Cokeromyces recurvatus, 1278 nucleotides long. RefSeq names its product putative zinc finger in N-recognin-domain-containing protein. The record is from RefSeq and is a predicted model, not a curated record. The transcript has 7 exons. Gene Ontology annotation, molecular function: zinc ion binding; ubiquitin protein ligase activity. Gene Ontology annotation, cellular component: cytoplasm. The coding region runs from base 1 to 1278 and encodes 425 amino acids. NCBI's taxonomy places the organism in Eukaryota, Fungi, Mucoromycota, Mucoromycetes, Mucorales, Mucoraceae.